Ctenocephalides felis (cat flea) is the source of this 673-nucleotide messenger RNA. RefSeq names its product ATP synthase subunit d, mitochondrial (gene ATPsynD). Gene Ontology annotation, molecular function: proton transmembrane transporter activity. Lineage: Eukaryota; Metazoa; Arthropoda; Insecta; Siphonaptera; Pulicidae. The record is from RefSeq and is a predicted model, not a curated record. Gene Ontology annotation, biological process: proton motive force-driven ATP synthesis. The transcript has 3 exons. Bases 55 to 582 code for a protein of 175 amino acids.
AUUUGACGUAAGACGUGAGACGGACUGUUUCUGUGAAAUUUGGUAUUCUCAAAGAUGGCUGCAAAAAGAAUAACAUCUUCUGCUGUAAAUUGGGCGGCUCUUGCCGAGCGUGUUCCACCUGCCCAAAAACCCAAUUUAAUGGCCUUCAAAGUAAAAAGUGACGGAUAUAUGAGGAGGGUUGCAGCGAAUCCGGAAAAUCCACCAGCUUUAGAUUGGAACUUUUAUAAGAAGUUUGUGAGUGUGCCUGGAAUGGUAGCCGAAUUUCAAAAACAAUACGAGUCUCUGAAAGUCCCAUAUCCAGCCGAUAAUUACACUUCUAAAGUUGAUGAACAAGAACGGCAGGUCAAGGCAGAAAUAGAAACUUUCAAAAAGGAGUCUAAUGAUCGUAUUACAAAAUAUCAAGCUGAUAUGGAAAGGCUUAAGGCUUUGUUGCCAUAUGAAAGCAUGACAUUGGAAGACUUCCAUGAUGCACAUCCUGACUUGGCUUUGGAUGCUGUUAACAAACCAACGUUCUGGCCCCACACUCCAGAGGAACAAUUGGGAUACCAAUCCAAAGAUCAAGUAGAAGCUCCUUCUCAUUAAAUAAAGUAAAAACUGCUUAUUGUAGAUUUAUCAAAUCAUUGUAUUUGUAAAAGAAAUUAAAAAUAAAACUAUUCAAAAUGUAAAACUUAAA